Molecule: messenger RNA, 246 nt
Organism: Cooperia oncophora
Lineage: Eukaryota; Metazoa; Nematoda; Chromadorea; Rhabditida; Trichostrongylidae
Source: the annotation of a GenBank genome assembly
AUGGUUCGUACUCACUCCGCAAAUGUCGCAAUCACCAGAAGAUUGAAACAGGAAAGAAUGACGCUUGCUUCUCAUUCGACGAUGGGUGCGCUGCAAUUCAGCGAAGAUGUCAUUAAGCAGCUUACACCCGAGGAAGUAGACGAGUUCCGAGAGGCAUUUAUGAUGUUCGACAAAGACGGCAACGGUACGAUAUCAACCAAGGAACUCGGCAUUGCAAUGCGAUCACUUGGGACAAAACCCUACUGA